Messenger RNA from Lytechinus variegatus (green sea urchin), 1692 nucleotides. RefSeq lists its product as uncharacterized. Bases 127 to 1053 code for a protein of 308 amino acids. Lineage: Eukaryota; Metazoa; Echinodermata; Echinoidea; Temnopleuroida; Toxopneustidae. The transcript is spliced from 2 exons. The record is from RefSeq and is a predicted model, not a curated record.
GAGGAUGACUUCUAAAGGAACUUGGUGGUUGAUUUUGUAGACUUUGUAGAUAUUGUGGAUUCUCUGAGCGUGUAAUGCUUUUAUUUGCUCACUUUGAAGUAUUUAUAACAAGUUUCUUUUGACAAGAUGAAUUCCAAAAGAAACGGUCUUAUUUUUGGAGAUUUGAUUGACUUUGAGGAGAAUAAUUCUGUGGGAUCUUGUAUCUCAAAUAAUGAUUGGAUCGAAGAGGUUAACAGCCCAGCAACAGGAAACUCCGAGUUGGACAGUCUCCUCCAAUUCUCGCCACCAUGCAGGAUGGUCGAGAGUGUCAACAACAACCAUUCCAUCGAGGAGAAGGCGGAUCAUUUCAGAACUUUUUCCGUGGCCACUGAUAUUGGAGGCAAACCCGAAACAUCGACGUCGACUCCGACAUCGGCGACAUCGAACCUCAAGAUGUUGCCUCUUUUCCCGGAUGGGUUUGUUGAUGGGGAGCAUUACGAUGAAGUUAGCGUAGGACUUCAAGAGACAAUGUUCGAAGGCAGCAUCGAGCAUAAGAACAAUUCGAACCACGCGCAGCAGGACUUUUUCUGUCAGUUCAACACCCCACCGGCACUUCUUGGUGGGGAGGACAAUGAUGACCAUGGAGAGCAGCGGCUGAGCUCGACCCACUCGUCACCGACACUCUCCCACCACGAGUGCAUCCAAAUCGACUCUAAGACGUACAGCGCCCCCAAUUCGCCUCAUGGGAAACCACCGUUAUCGCGACACCCGAAGAAAAAGCUCGUUCGGAGACAGUCUUCCCCACCGACCAGUUCCGCAAACGCAGAGGAGACGGAGGACGACGCCGAGGACAUCCAAAAUGUAUCGCCAGAUUCACCGAGCACCAGGACAAAAUUCAGGAGGAGCUUUUUCAAGCGUUUUUCGGCUGGAAACAAAGAGGAAUUACAAGGGAAAUCAAGAGCGUUGUCGGUGAGAGAGAGAAAAGUCCAAAAGAAGGCACAACCCGAGAGCAAGAAGGUAGGUCAAAAUUAUUUCUACAGAGCAAUCUGGGGAAGUGUUUCACAAAACAAAUAGUUCAUGAUUUUCACUGACAAAUUUGCUCUUAACCAGUCUGAUGCAAGGAUUAUGGAAGCUUUAACAAAAUUCAUUGAAAGCCACUAUUUGUUUUAUGAAAUCUGGUCUGUACUUGGUUGAAAAAUGGUAUCCAUGGUAUUUUGUCCAAGGAAAAUAUAGCUCUCUUGGAAAAUCUUCACAUUAAGCUGAAUAUGAAACAUAACAUCUGACCUAAUCUUAACCCUAAUCCUGAUCCCUGCAUUAAUCAUAACAAAAUAACCAUUGCAAACUGAUAUCUUGAAAGAAAUUAAGACAGUUUAAGCAAUUGUAGACAGAGAAUGUUUGAUAAACUGAAAGAUGUGCUGCUACUGCUGCUAUGUUCAAAAUGAAUUAACAUUUCAAGACUGAAUUAAAACAAGUGUUCUCCCACAUCAAUUUUGUGAGUAGGACUUUAUAAUGAAUUUCAUUAAUGGGAAUUCCUUUUGGUAUUUUGACAAUACAUUGUUCUCUGUGAGAAUUGAACUUAUCAAGUAUCAAUCAAUAAUCCCUCUAUUGUGAGUGGUUAAAUGUUCUGAACAGCACAGACUGGACCAAUACAGUCCACAAAACCUAUGGUGAUAAUGACGAUGAUAGUGAUGACGAUGAUGGUGGUGAUGGUGG